ACAAGCUGCUACCAGGAAAGGCUUUAAGAAAUAGCAAAUGCAAGAAGCAAACAUGGCAAGACACUGCUUUUGACUUAUUACCUACAAUCAUUAACUUGAAGUUCCAGCUGUAUCGUUAUUCCUGGAAACCACUCUGCUGCUACUUCUAGCUUCACUGGAGAAACACGUUCUGCCAGAUCCAUGAUGACAGGAAAGAGAAGACCAAAAAUGCGUGGUUCGUUUAUCCAACCCAGUGAGGCGACAGAAGUCUUGAAACUGAAAAGAGAGAUUGGACUCACCAGUGCUGUGUCAUUAAUUGCCGGAACCAUGAUUGGUUCGGGGAUUUUUAUGUCUCCCGAGUUCGUACUGCGUAACAUUGGUAGCCCUGGGGGAAGUCUCAUUAUAUGGACAGCCUGUGGCUUGCUGGCUACUUUCGGGUCAUUGUCAUAUGCUGAACUGGGAACAUUAAUUAAAGAGUCUGGUGGUGACUAUAUCUACAUUCUGAGGAUCUUUGGCUCUUUUCCUGCUUUUCUUUACAUAUUCAUCUCCGUCAUUGUGGCGAGGCCUGCCAGUGUGGCAGCUAUCUCUUUGAGUUUUGCUGAAUAUGCUGUCGCCCCCUUUUAUCCAGGCUGCUCUUCACCUCCGCUGGCAGUCAAAUGCACAGCUAUUGCCUGCAUCCUUCUUCUAGCUUUGGUCAAUUGUCUCAGUGUGAAGCUGUCUACCUCUAUUAUGAACAUAUUCACAGCUGCCAAACUGUUGGCCAUGCUGAUCAUCAUAGUGGGUGGAAUCCAGUUGCUUGUCCAGGGCCACACUCAGAGUUUUCAGAAUGCCUUUCAGGGCACUAAAACAGGGGCUGGGUUCAUUGGAAUUGCAUUUUAUCAAGGGCUUUGGUCUUUCGACGGAUGGAACAACCUGAAUUCUGUGACUGAGGAAGUUAAGAAGCCUGAAGUGAACCUGCCAAGGGCAAUGAUGAUUGCUAUUCCCCUGGUUACCUUCUUCUACUUGUUGGUGAACGUGAGCUAUUUUGCGGCUAUGUCUCCUGCUGAGCUUCUUUCUUCAAGUGGUGUGGCCAUUACUUGGGGAAACAAGGUCCUAGGCAGCUGGGUAUGGCUGAUGUCAUUAUCAGUGGCACUUUCAACAUUUGGAUCAGCAAACGGAACAUUCUUCAGCGGAAGCCGUGUGUGCUACAUUGGCGCAAGGGAAGGCCACAUGCCAGACAUUCUAUCUAUGGCUCAUGUAAGAUGCCUCACACCAUCUCCUGCACUCAUAUUUACUUCGAUUAUGUCAUCCAUUAUGGUUAUACCUGGGAAUUUCAGUCAGAUAGUGAACCUUCUCGGUUUUACAGCUUGGCUUUUCUAUGGGACAACAGUUUCCGGUCUCCUGUAUUUAAAGAUCAAGAAACCUGAAAUGCCCAGAUCUUAUAAGGUACCAAUCAUCAUACCUGUCAUUUUUCUGUUGGCAUCUGCAUACCUGGUUCUGGCGCCCAUCAUUGACCAGCCCCAGAUGGAAUUCCUCUAUGUCAUCCUCUUCAUUCUCGGUGGUGCCAUCUUUUAUUUCCCCUUCGUUCGCUACAAGUACCAUCCUACUUGCUUGCAAAAAUUGACUUUGCACCUGCAACUGCUCCUGGAUGUUGCCCCAACGGAAAAGAACAUGGACUAAUUUAAUGCGCAUCCAGUUGCUUGGAGAGAACUGUCCAUUAUCUUUAACUGUUGAGGGAUAUAAUUUUUCAGAGGGAACAAUGGAUGCCUUUAGCAUUUUUUUCCUGCUGCAAGAAAGUCUUUAAAAAUCAGAUUGUUUUACAAGACUAUUCAUAACUCAGGAUUUAU
Anolis sagrei ordinatus is the source of this 1805-nucleotide messenger RNA. RefSeq names its product b(0,+)-type amino acid transporter 1-like. Lineage: Eukaryota; Metazoa; Chordata; Lepidosauria; Squamata; Anolidae. The record is from RefSeq and is a predicted model, not a curated record. Gene Ontology annotation, molecular function: L-amino acid transmembrane transporter activity. Gene Ontology annotation, biological process: amino acid transmembrane transport. Gene Ontology annotation, cellular component: membrane.